CAGUGCACGUGGCUGGAGAAAGGGGUGGAGCGAACCUCUUUGUUAUCGCCGUACUUAUUCCGCUGUUGCGACAGAAAUAUCUACCUUUAUCUAAACCGGUAACUAACCUGGAACGGUCUUUCGCGUUCGGCUAGGACAUAGCCAGGAUAAACGUUGCAAACAGAGACAUCACCCUCGACCAUUUCUGUGUCUGUCUCCCAUUGAAGAUGUUUUCCACGGCCACAAGAAACUUUGUGGAGGAGAUUGAUGAUGAUGGCAGCUUGAUCCCUGUGUCCAGUCUGAUUGACUCAGACAAACUGGUCCCUCUCUCACUGGUUGUGAAACGCAAGCGUUUUUGGAUUUGGCAGAAACCCAAGUACCUGCCCUCUGAUUUUACCCUCAGUGAUGUGCUGACUGGAGACACACCCUUAACCCCAGUUGUGGUCAAGACUGAUUUCCUAAAGUACCAAGGGACAUUUGGUGACAACAAAUCAGGAAACUUUGAGUCGAAUUUGGUUGCUGUAAACCUUAAAGUGGAGGGGAAAGACACAUCUAAACUCCAGUCGUCCUUCGGCAGCCUGAAGAAAGAGGAGGUGGAUGUACAGAAGUUGCUGCGCGACUCCAAAGACAAGCUUUUGGACAUGUCCCACUGUCUGAUCCAGCAGACCCGUGAGAAGUCCAGGGAGGUGUUUGCGGUGGUGAAGGAGAGGAUUGUGACGACCCAGCCGUGUUCGGUCAUAGAGGAGGUCCAGCAGGGGGGGCAGUUAGGGGAGCUGCUGAGCUUCUGUGGGCCCAAGAGCACCCAGGCGUCUGUAAAGGAGAACAGCAGCCUGCACAAAGACAGCAACGUGUCUCUGGAGAUUCCUGCCCACACCGUCAUCGCUUACGGCAUUAUAGAGCUGGAGAUCAAACUCAACGGACACUAUGAGCUGUGCCUAAUGUCCGACACUCUUGGGGGGUUCGAGGUGGAUGGGCCUGUUAAGAAGAGCUUAGUGGGGGUGUCUGGCGCUCGCGACGACACCCCAAAGAAGAGCUUCUUUCAGAGAGAACUGGAGAAACUGAGGGGUCAUUUCCAGCUGCUGUCAGUCCUGCCAGCAGACACACGUUCCUCUCUGCUCCAGCUCCUCAAGACAACCAUGGAGGACAGAGAGGCAGUCAGUGUGCUGGAGAGUGUGCUGGACCAGAUGUGCACAGGUAAGACAGCUGACCUGGGGGAGGUUAAGGAAGCGUCUCAGAUGCAGACAGUCCAGGCCAUACUGAACCUUCUAGAGCAUUCGGACUCCAGCCCAACACGGUCCCUCCUUAGUGAUUCCAGCCAGACACCCUCCCUCCUCAGUGAUUCCAGCCAGACACCCACCCUCCUCAGUGAUUCCAGCCAGACACGGUCCCUCAGUGAUUCCAGCCAGACACGGUCCCUCCUCAGUGAUUCCAGCCAGACACCAUCCCUCCUCAAUGCCACUCAUCUCAUUAUCAGUGCCAUGGAUGGAAUGACAGAUGAGUGUCUCUCUGUGUUGGGAUCCUGUUGCAGUCCUCCAGUCUUACAGGCCCUGCAGAUCCUGGUGCAGCAUGUGGCAGCAGGGAGUGGGGAGACCCUCUCUCUGAGUGAUGCUGGUCUGGCUGUUCUGACUGAGGAGGAGCUGUAUCAGAGGACAGAGAGUCUCUUUGGUCACUCUGAAGUUACACUGAAGAGAGAGGAGGACACACUGAGGACAGAGAUGAAGGACCAGCCUGGAUACCUUCCUAUAGUCAUGAGUAUCACUGUGAAAGGCCUGGCCUCUUUAGUGUAAGGAGAGACUGAGUAAGAGAGGGAGGAGCGGUUUCCUUCCUCUCCGGCAACUGAGUUAGGAAGGGCGCCUGUAUCUUUGUAGUGACUGGGUGUAUUGAUACACCAUCCAAAGUGUAAUUAAUAACUUCACAAUGCUCAAAGGGAUAUUCAAUGUCUGCUUCUUUUUUUUUU
Molecule: messenger RNA, 1936 nt
Organism: Oncorhynchus mykiss (rainbow trout)
Lineage: Eukaryota; Metazoa; Chordata; Actinopteri; Salmoniformes; Salmonidae
Source: RefSeq, a predicted model, not a curated record